This is a messenger RNA of Aspergillus heteromorphus CBS 117.55, 2073 nucleotides long. Its product is annotated as aconitase-domain-containing protein. Lineage: Eukaryota; Fungi; Ascomycota; Eurotiomycetes; Eurotiales; Aspergillaceae. The transcript has 7 exons. The record is from RefSeq and is a predicted model, not a curated record. The coding region runs from base 1 to 2073 and encodes 690 amino acids. Gene Ontology annotation, molecular function: aconitate hydratase activity; 4 iron, 4 sulfur cluster binding. Gene Ontology annotation, cellular component: mitochondrion; cytosol. Gene Ontology annotation, biological process: tricarboxylic acid cycle.
AUGAAUACAACAGCCAAGCUAGUCAAAGGCAUUGCCUCGCACGCAACUGCGCCCAUCAGUCGCCAGGAGACCCAAACGAUCGAUCUAGGCAACUUCGCCUGCAAGAUUGCCGCACUGCGGGACCGUCUACAGCGCCCCCUCACAUACUCCGAGAAGAUACUCUACAGCCAUCUAGACGACAGCUUCGACAAGCCCAUCGUACGCGGUCAUACACAACUAAAGUUGCGGCCGCUGCACAUCGCAUGCCAUGAUGCGACGGCCCAGAUGGCACUGAUCCAGUACAUAUCAGCCGGGAUGGAUGCAUCCGCGGUGCCCACGACGGAUCUUCCCCGGGCGCUUGAUGCCCAUCGCGAGGUGUACGAGUUCAUGAUUAUCCACCAGAUCGUGCCGAAGAACUAUGCCAUUCCGGGCGGGAUGAUGAUUGGGACGGAUUCACAUACCCCGAAUGCGGGGGGCUGGGGAUGGUGGCUAUUGGGGUUGGGGGUUGGGGGGGCCGAUGCGGUGGAUGUCAUGGCUGGGUUGCCUGUGGAGUUGAAGGCGUCUAAAGUCCUGGGUGUGCGUCUCACGGGCAAACUAUCCGGCUGGGCUGCGCCAAAGAAUAUCAUUAGUACCGUGGCCGGUUUGAUCUCCGCGAAGGACGGUAGGGACCCAAUAAUCGAGUACUUGGGCCCCGGGGUGCAGACGCUGUCUGCCACGGGGAUGGCAACCGCUUGCAAUAUGGGGGCGGAGACGGGCGCCACGACCUCCAUCUUCCCUUAUACGCCCCAAAUGACCGAGUAUCUACUGGCCACUCAUCGCAAGGAAAUGGCCCGCGCUAUCGAUCUAUCCCGGCUGGAGCCGCGCAUCAACGGACCGUUCACGCCGGAUCUCUCCACUCCAGUGUCCAAGUUCCGGGAUGCAGGGAAGGAGAAUGAAUGGCCGGAGUUGACGGCCGGUUUGAUCGGCUCGUGUAUCAACUCUUCCUUCGAGGACAUGGGCGGAGCCGCCCAUCUAGCUAAGCAGGGGCUGGACGCGGGCUUACGGCCGAAGAUGCCUCUUUUGAUCUCCCCGGUUAGUCUACAGACCCGAGAAGCCCUAGAACAAGCCGGCAUCCUACCCAUUUUCAAGGAACUGGGAGCAAUCAUGCUCCCCAAUGCCUGCGGACCUUGCUGCGGCUCCUGGGACCGGGCAGACAUGCCCAAGGGAAUCCCCAACGCCAUCAUAACCUCCUACAACUGCAACUUCUCCGGCCGAAUCAUCUCCAACCCAGACACGCACGUCUUCCUCGCCUCGCUCGAAGUCGUGAUGGCGAAAGUCUUCUUCACAGAUCUCUCCUUCAACCCCCUCGCGGACACGCUACCCACACCCACCGGUCAUCCCUUCAUCUUCACCUUCACCCCACCCACCGGCCCCUCCCUCCCCCUCCCAGAGACCGGCUACACCAACCCCACCACAUCCUAUCUUCCACCCCCCUCAACCCGCACAUCCCUCACCGUCAAAACCAGCCCCCAAUCCUCCCGGCUCCAACGUCUUGUCCUCUCCCCCCCUUGGUCCGGACUCGACUUCCACACCUGCCCCAUCCUCAUCAAAACCAAAGGCAAAUGCACCACGGACCACAUUACCCCGGCCGGCCCCUGGUUCCGCUACCGGGGCCACCUGGAAAACAUCUCCACCAACACGCUGAUCGGGGCCGUCAACGCCGAAACGGGCAGCGUGAACACGGUGCGGAACCAGUUCACGGGCACUGACGGCAGCGUGCCGGAUACCGCGCGGUGCUAUAAGGCGCAGAGCCGGCCGUGGGUGAUCGUUGCGGAUCAUAAUUACGGGGAGGGGUCGUCGCGGGAACAUGCUGCCCUGCAGCCGAGGUAUCUGGGGGGUGUGAGGGUUAUUGCGAAGUCGUUUGCGAGGAUUCAUGAGGCCAAUGUGAAGAAGCAGGGUAUGUUGGUGUUGGCGUUUCAGGUUGAGGCUGAUUAUGAUCGUGUUGGGGCGUCGGAUCGCGCGAAGUGGGAGGCAGAGUUGGAUCACUCGUUUACUUGGGAGCAGAUUCAGUAUUUUCGGGCGGGGAGUGCUUUGAAUUUGAUGACUCGCAAGUGA